UUGCCGAAAGAGACUCCUAGCUAGUCAAAUCCCCAAACAUUCCCCAGGUUUUCGGAAACUUCGCAUCUUGCCCUUCCAUUUCCAUUUGGUCCUUUUUUCCUUUUUUCUUUCAUUUCGUUUCCUUUCUCUCAGCUGCAAUUUCCCAUUGACUGCCAGCUAAUUAAGGCGGCAAGUUCUGCGAAUAUACGGCGACUUGUUGGUUCUUCCCCAUAUAGAUAUACUACUAUGAACACAUUCAUGUCUUUGUGAAUAAUAUAUUUUUUGUUUAUUGCCUCUUCGCUAAAACCUCUGUAAAACAGAAGGGUUUUGGGCUCUGCAGUUUCUUGCGGUGCAAGUCGGCGCCUCUGAUUCCUUCACAUUUUUCUAAACCAUUUUCUCAUUAAACAAACACCGAGCAGAAUUUACUAGUAUUCAUUACUGCGAAGAAAUCAGAUACUCUCUCUCUCUGUCUUAAAAAACUGCCUCCUGAAAAUCUAGGGCAAAUUCAACCAAGUUAAACGAGCUGAAUUUUCUCCCGAGAAGAGGCCCCAAGUGUAUCAGCCUGCUCUAAGGACUUCUGAUAUGGCAUUGGCAAGAUUAGCAAGGACUGGCUUUAGGCGAUCGGGAUGUGCCAUUAACAAUUCCGCAAACGAGAAAGAUGUCUUCUUUGAGGGUGUAUUGACGCGAAAGUGUUCUUCACCUUGUGUUGAAAAUGUUCUAGUCAGUGGCAAUCCAUCACAGCUUUCAAACAUCAGGAAGACAGGUCAGAUAAAUUUCUGGAGUAGGGGAAUAAGGAUAUCUCCGCACUCUCAUUUUCCUCAGGCAGAGAGGAUCGUUGAGGAAUCUGAUCCAGUGCAUGAGAGUCCACAUUAUCCUACACUAGAAGCAACUAAACAGGGUGAAAAGCCUAGGGUUGUGGUCCUUGGCACCGGGUGGGCAGCAUGUCGAUUCCUUAAAGGGCUUGACACCAAAAUAUACGACGUGGUUUGCAUUUCUCCGAGGAAUCAUAUGGUGUUCACUCCUUUGCUUGCUUCAACAGCUGUUGGAACCCUGGAGUUUAGAUCAGUUGCCGAGCCGGUUGGUCAGAUUCAGACUGCACUUUCAAAGGACCCAAAUUCCUUCUUUUACUUGGCGUCUUGCAUGGGGGUUGACACAGAUAAACAUGAAGUGUACUGUGAGACAGCUGGCAGUAAUGGACUUCCUCAGGAGCCUUACCAAUUCAAAGUCGCAUAUGACAAGCUUGUCAUUGCUGCUGGAGCUGAGCCUUUGACCUUUGGUAUUAAGGGAGUGAAGGAACAUGCUUUUUUCCUUCGAGAAGUAUAUCAUGCACAGGAAAUCAGGAAGAAGCUUCUCUUAAACCUUAUGCUCUCUGAAAAUCCAGGUAUAACGGAGGAAGAAAAGGAGCGUCUGUUACAUUGUGUUGUUAUUGGAGGUGGCCCAACAGGAGUAGAGUUCAGUGGAGAAUUGAGUGAUUUCAUCAUGAGAGAUGUCAAAGAUCGAUAUACUCAUGUGAAAAAUUACAUCCGUGUCACCCUCAUUGAGGCAAAUGAGAUUUUGUCAUCUUUUGAUGUCAGCCUACGCCAAUAUGCCCAAAAACACUUAACCAAGAGUGGUGUUCGACUCGUGAAAGGUGUGGUGAAAGAGGUUCAUCCCAGAAAGCUUGUUCUUAGUGAUGGGAGUGAUGUUCCUUACGGCCUCUUGGUCUGGUCAACUGGGGUUGGCCCCUCUGAGUUUGUGAAAUCACUUAACCUUCCCAAAUCCCCUGGUGGAAGAAUUGGCAUUGAUGAAUGGUUACGCGUUCCCUCGGUUGAAGAUGUGUUCGCAGUUGGAGAUUGUGCAGGUUUUGUUGAACAAACACAGAGGCAAGUGCUUCCAGCUCUAGCACAGGUUGCAGAAAGGGAAGGGAAGUACCUUGUGGAGUUGUUUAACAAAAUUGGGAAGCAGAAUGGUGGAAAGGCUUUCAGUGCAAAGGAUGUUUCUUUGGGAGAGCCUUUUGUCUACAACCAUCUCGGAAGCAUGGCGUCCGUAGGCCGCUAUAAGGCGCUGGUUGAUCUUCGCCAGACCAAGGAUGCAAAGGGAGUCUCCCUAGCAGGAUUCCUAAGCUGGCUGAUAUGGCGCUCCGCUUACUUGACACGUGUUGUCAGCUGGAGGAACCGGUUUUACGUCGCCGUGAACUGGGCAACCACUCUAGUCUUUGGUAGAGAUAACUCGAGGAUCUGAUGAUCAAUCGAUCAGAUUUAGUCUCAGAUUUUUCGAGUGUUGCAAACGUUUUUGUUGGACCAGUUACCAGCUCUUCUUCAGCUUCAAAACUAGUUUAAUAGUCCAUAAACCUAUUCCACAAUGUUUGAGCAGUUUAUGCCUUUAGUAGUUAUUAUAGGAUUAAAGGAGAUAAUAGUCAUUUCCCAGGUAUUUGUGCGAUGUAUAUUGUAGUAGUGGCUAUCUUUGUUUUUUUUUUGGUUCAACGGUUCAGGGUGUCCAUGCCAACUUACGCGCGCCCCUCAACUAAUCAUGUUAAUUAGAAUUAAGUGAAAAAGUAGUUAUUUUGUGCAAUUGUCGAAUGGUUAACUGUCAUACCAUUAAGAUUUAUUCACGUUUUUUGUAAACUCAAAAUGGUAGUGUAAGACAGGUAGGAAAGUCGUUUUUGGUCCAUCUUAUCAUUUGCACACUGGCUAGGUUAUAUCAAUCCUCUUUUUCUGCUCAAAUGAGAAGUGGAUAUGCAUAAAAUUGGUUCUUCUUGUGAUUGGUUUCCAAGGAUGAAUUAGGUCGUGGGUUCGACUGAUAAAGUAGCAUCGACCAUCGUCUUAUCAGACUUAGUCACAUACUAACAUCCUAUCAUGUGAACUAAUGUAUAAUAACAAUUUGCACACAUUAUUUGCUCGAAGAUAGUAAGUAGGUUCUCCUCACUUCUCAACUUGAAUUUGACCUAAAAGAUGAAGCCUGAGAACUUCAACAUUUGGAAGAUGAUUAUGGUUUGAUAAAACAAGAUUCUUUGUUGGCUUCGAUUUCAGCAAGUCAUCGCAAGUAGCGAGCACGAAUGCUACGUGAAUCUUGUUGGCUCCGAUUUGACAAGUCCAUCGCAAGUAGUGAGCACGAACGUUACAUUGGAAGAGGGAAUCCAACCCUCUACAGAUUUCAAACUAACUAGGAAAUCUUAUCAUCGCGCGGUGGUUGUGACAAAAAUUUUGGCCAAGUAAUAACCUAGGGUCAUGAUUGGGUUCUCACAUUCUUCCCUAUGUCAAUACGCAACGUCCUCGAUGAGCACUAUAUGACCCAGUAACGGUUCAACGUCCUCGUUGCGCACUAUGACCCAAUAACGGUUCCAACCAGUCUUGACUUGCCAAUGCACAAAGCAUAACAAGUCAACACGCGACUACACAUAUUCCGAAGUACCAAAAUAAAUAAAUAAACGCGACUACAGAGCGGAGCACAGGAUGUACUACCCAGGGGCUCUACUCCUCUUUGGAAGUGUUAACCAAAGAGACCACCUGGUUGGUUUAAGAGGUAAAUAUGCAGAAUUUCUCCCUCAAUAUUUGGGUUUAAGUCUGCAUAGCCGCUUGGUGAGCUAAACUUACUCCUUCGUGACCGUAGUACUCAGUAAGACCAUCCAAUAUUUACACUUCUACGGCCGUCUCUAUUAGUUGAGACAUAGAAGUAACAUAUAUUAGCUGAAUUAUAAUCAAAUCCCCCGAACAUUAAAAAUAAAUCCAAAUCACAAUUUCUGUUUGUCAAUCUUAUUCAAACUUUCCUUAUCUCACCUAGUAUUUUAUUUUAUUUUAUUUUAUUUAUCUGAUCUCAGCUGGGGUAUUUGAUACGUGCAAAAUCUGAGUAGACUCUAGCAAGGGAACAAAAGUUGAGCUUUAUUGUAGGUGUUCUUUCCUCAAUGCUUUCCUCGAUGUACCCUUAUCGAGUUAUCAAUAAUAUUUUUGCCGAUAAAAAACAAAAAGGAAACAAAAGUCGAGCUUUGUUGAGUCGAGGGGAGCUCAGUUCAUCUGGAUAUCUGAAAAAAAUCUUUACUAAAGUACUAAUCCAUAGCAAAAUUAAUUGCAAAGCAAAUUAAAGACUUCAAAAAAAAGUUUUCAUUUCACGCAAACUACACUAUGUACAUCUGUAAACUCUGUGUGUCUGGAAUUUGAUUCAGCUAGCGGCUGAAUUGAGAGGAAGCCAGGUUCUUGGAAGAGAAAAGAGAAGCCAAAGAGUUGGCCACACCCACUACAAUAGCCGCCUUCACCUGUCCUCGCCUCGGGAUCAGACGGUCCGAAUUACUCCUCCGUGACCCCAUCGAAUUCGCCCCGCCGCCGAUCAUCUCCCUCCUUCCAUCUGCCAUCUCUGUCGGAUUAUAUGGUGGUGGUUGUGGUGAGUGAGUGUUAUUUGGUGGUGAGCUGUGUUGUGCUAAAACAGAGUUUGGUGGGGAGUUGGGUUUGUG
Molecule: messenger RNA, 4402 nt
Organism: Rhododendron vialii
Lineage: Eukaryota; Viridiplantae; Streptophyta; Magnoliopsida; Ericales; Ericaceae
Product: internal alternative NAD(P)H-ubiquinone oxidoreductase A1, mitochondrial-like
Exons: 9
Coding region: 562-2199 (545 amino acids)
Molecular function (GO): NADH dehydrogenase activity
Source: RefSeq, a predicted model, not a curated record